GUUUCGGAGGGGGUCAUUCAGAGAUUAGCAUAAUUCGUCUUCUUUGACACUACUUUGUUUGCCUUGCAAGAUUCACGAUCUCUUUCGGUAACGGCAGCCGCUCUUAAAGUUAACUAUCGAUCAAAACAUGAAACUUGGCAUCCUGAUCGUCGGUGAGUAGACUGAAAAAUGUGACUUUACGUAACCAAUGGUCCGAAAUUUGCGAGGAAGGUUCUCCUAGCAACACAGAGCUUCAACGAAUCCGGGAAACAAAUAGUGCAUUAACAAAAAAAAGCACGAUAUAUAGUGAUUUGUUUUGAAGGCGUCAGAACCAUUUGCCUUUUGUUUUUCAGCAGCGACUCUGUGCAGCCUUAUUAAUCUUCACUGUAGAGUUCUUGGUGCCGCUAGAUUCCAGAGAGCUGCUGCAGUAAGUCAAAUAUAUCAUGUUUCUGUAAUCAAACUUAGGGAGGGUUUGUCAUUUUGGAGUGCUUAAGGCAAAGCAAGGUGGUUGUUAAAAUGUCCUGGGCCUUAGCUAUGCUUUAUGAUAUUUUAUCUGCAGUAAGUCAAAUAUAUCUUGUUUCUGUAAUCAAACUUAGGGAAGGUUUGUCAUUUUGCAGUGCUGAAGGCAAAGCAAGGUGGUUGUUUAAAUGUCCUGGGCCUUAGCUAUGCUUUAUGAUAUUUUAUCCAAGCGAAAAUCAAAAUUGCGUCUGACUUAGGUUAGUUAUCGUCUGGAUCUUUCCCGUAUCCCCAGACCAACUGAUUCACACUGGCUGAUUGUGUAUUCAGAAUAAAAUUAUAAAAUUCUUUGUUAGAACGUGCGGUCUCCAUGCACACGAACUCUUUAAACUAAUGUAUUUACAACUACAAUAUUAUUACUGUCUAUUUUAAAAAGUAAUGUGUCUUCCUGUAUUUGUUCCGGGGGUACUCUCAACUUUCCCUCGCGCCUUACAAAUAGCCUGCAUGACUGGCGCGAAAAGGGGAGGGGGAGGGGCAGGUAGAAAAACGCCUGGCUUACCAAUCAAUUGCUAAACCUUAAUGGGCCCUUUGCUGCUAACCCAAGAGUCGUAUGUUUUUUUUUUUUUUGUGCUGUCGGGGAAACAACGCAGUUGGACCUUGAAAAAAAAGGAAAUUAAAAAGAAUUAUUUUUUCUUUCCCUGCUGCGUCUCAUGCUCCUUUUGUAUCUGAUGACCUUCCAGCUGCCACCUGGCCCAUGGCUUGACUAACCUAAUUAUGCAACGUUUCAAACCACUCCUGAUUUGGAAAUAUCAAACGUAUUGAGACGUUGCACACGUCGCUUAAAAUCGUUCCAUUGCUGGGAGGAAAAAUAAGAAAAAGAGUGUAAUCCAUAGGUUGCUGUUGUACUGGCUUGCUUAGAGUCAACAUAUGUGUACCACGCAUAUUAGAGGUUGUAUGGCGAACAGUAAACGUAUUCCUCAUAUAAGUUGGAUACUGAUUUGAAAAAAAUAGACUCUUAACUAGUAUUAAGAAAUUCUGAAUGCGCUUGUUAUACAAAGAAGUCAUUUCAACCUUUGUUAAGCAAAGUGGAGUCUCUGAGUGAGAAGUAUAAUCAUUUAAAAUAAAUCUAAGAAUGCGCUUAUAGCUUUUCACUGUUGCGUGUUCCACAAAAAUGCCACACUGAAGAACAAUAAUAAAAGUGUGGUAGAAUGAAUGCCUUGUACAACUUGAGCAUUGUGUCCUCAGAGAUGAUAUUGCGGAACCGUAACAGUACAUUAAAUUGAUUGAUAAAAAUAAAUGCAUAAAUAUAGGUCAAUACCUCCUCCCCACACCUCCGCAUCUCUAGUUUACAGCAGAGGACGCAAAGGGUUUGUUUCGCUGGCAAGCUCUCUAGCAGGCUCGAUACAUACCAUGGUAAUUUUGCCAUCAAUUCAGUUCUUGUACAUUGUAUAUAGCAACUGAUAUAUUAAAAUGGGUUAGGAAGGAAGGUAAACAUGAAGAUCGACACUCGGUGACACUCAAAACUGUGGUUGGAUGAAAGAUUGAAUUGCAAACAAUGCAGGUUGUCACACCGGGCUAUUUUGACCUUUCUAUGACCACUUAUGUUUUAAAAAUAUGACAAUAUUGCAGUCAACCAUUUGUUACAACGUAAUCCUAUAUUGUCUUGUCUACUCAUAAAGCUUUCGGGCGUUCUUUAAAACUCGAGUUCUUGCUAAUGGCCAGGAUAGUUUUCAUGUUCUCCUUACAGUACAAAUACACCUGUAUAGCGGGUCGGAAAGGGGCUUUUCUGUAAACCGUGAACGCCUAUUUUUAAUUGCCGUGAAUCGUGAACGAAAGAAUUUAUUUCUCGUGAUUCGUGAACAAAAGUAAUCCCGUGAUUCGUGAAAUGACUAAUUGCCAACGAGCCAUCCGAGCGAAGACGCUCGGAUGGCGAGGCGGCAGCAGAAUAGAGCCGCGUAAGACUGGGCAAUAGGCAGAAAAAUUCUCGAUCGAGCUGAAAAAAGUGUAACCCAAUGUAAUGUAGAUUCCCCUGAGACCAAGUGGUCAGUUGUGAACCAAUCAAAAGGCAGUACCUGGCGCACGGGCUCAAGCUGAAUAACAAACAAAAUUUCACACACUUCCCGCCGUCGUGACUUCCUGUGUUUAUUUACCUAAAUUUUUUCGUCAAACCCGGCCACCGCAGUCAAGAGACAUGAGCACUUGAUAUAUUCUAUUAAUUUUAGGGGCCAUAAUGUUAAGUUUUAACGAAGAGAAGUUUGUAAAACAGCAAAAGUGUUCUAUGUGCAGCAAGCAAUAUUCGCACCACUAAAAAGGAUCAGAUUACACGAGGAGAUAAGGAAAGCUUGACACGAAGAAUGCAGUCGCUUCUGUUGGAAAAUCUGGUGUUGGGGAAAAAAUCUAACCAGCAAACAAAAAAAAUGAGAACAAAAACGAAUUACAAGCCUAAAGCGAACGACAAAGGAAAAGAAAACAACGCCAUUAUUUUCGAAACCUGGCCGAGUUCAGUAUAAAAAUAAUGAACUAAAAUUAAAUACCGACGUGCCGUAUAUCGAAUGUCCUUGAAAACAUUUCAGAUGGCCCAGCGAAUCAUUCUAAGUUUCAAUCCGAUAACAAAAAGCCUCGGGAAAUUUGAAAGGAGGUUUAAAUGAUUAAACUGUGCAAAUAUUUAUCAACAAUGUGAAACCGAACCGACAGUAGAUUUGUAGCUGGACUUAAUAAUAUUCCCGAUCGCUUCCUCUGCGAAGCUGACUUUAUUCUCUCAAGGCACUUCACACUUUUCCAUAGCAGGUUUGUAAAGCCACCAGACUGAAUCUGAGAACUUUUAAACAAAAUAAUCCUUGCAACAGGAAGGGACCAAGAAACGGUCAAAUGGGAAAAAAAGGAAUUCAAAAUACGCAUGAUUUCCUCGUUGGCACUCUAUCGAUAGGUAUACCUAGUUUAUUUCUCGAGAUUCGUGAGACGUGGUCUAUAAUUAGCUAAUUUUUCGUAAAAUAUUCAACGUAAACUUUCCAGAAAUAUGAUAUAUCAAGGUCGAGUCUGUCAAUCAAAGAUGAACAAAAUGCCACGCUCAUCCUAGACAUGUCUAGACGUCACAUUUUCAAAUGCAGUUGUGAAUUAUUGUAAAUUUAGAAGUUUAGGGCGUGAAAACAAUUAUUUCUUGUGUAUGUGAUAUUCAAAAGUUUUGCAAUACUAUAUGGGCGACAAAUAAAAUCAAACGCUGAAUUUUGCGUGAUUCGAGAAAAGCCUGUUUUAAUUCCCGUGAACCGUGAAAUUUCGAUUUAAAUCCCUUUGAACCGUACACGACACGCCCCCCUCCCUUUCAGACCCUCUUCCGUAUACACAAUCAUAUACUCUACAUGAAAAAGACCUCACGUCACGCAUAAGGGAGCAUUCAGCUGUCUUUUUAGACCUCGAGAGUGAUUAGUUUCUUAUCAAGAGAUAGCUCAUUCUCUCUUGUUUCUUAUGCGUUCUUUUUGGAGGACGUCUAACACCGUGACUAUUUUAAAGCAGCUAGUAGUUAUGGUUACAACUUUGUCAUGCGCUGUAACAGAGCAGGUAUAGUUAAACAGCUUAAACAAAUCCUCUUUUCUAAAGUACACAUAUUGUUGUUUUGAGUUGGUUCAUCAUGGGUUUAGAGAUAUGAGACUAUUAUUUGAAUGUUGGUAAAAGUAUAACUAAGCCCGUGAACAUGAUGCUGGAGGCCUUAUACCCUUGGUCGGAAUUGCUUGAAGAAUGAUAAGAACUGGAAAUAUAAUCCCCGAGCGAAUAACCAGCCCAUUUUUAACUUUCCGAUAACGCUAUACCCUAAUUUAAACCUCUCCUUUUCGAGUUUCGCGGGCCUUGGAGCCCCUUCCCAGGAUGAAACUCACGAUUUCUUUGUAAAAUUGGCCUCACUCCAAGCUAUAUGGGAGUUGGCUGACUUCGUUUUCACAUACAGUAGAAAUCCUAACACCUCAGGCCUCUCGCAUUAACAGCCGCUCUCCACUGAGAAUCUCCAAAGUCUUUUUUUAAGUGACUACUUUCUAGGGAGAUUGUAUUAAGGACGAAAUAUUUCCUUGCCGUAGUACUGAAAGUGCAAGGCUGAUUGAUGACCCAGACAGACCUUGCUUUCUGACUUAGCCGCCUCCCAAUGCUUCCCGCAGUUUAACGUACGGGCAAUAGUUUCGAUCAUUUUUGGCCCGGGCAAAAACAACCAAGUCAAAGAAGAGACAGUGCUUCUUUAAUAGUUCUUUUUUUAACCAUUUUUCAAACAUCACAAGUUACAUACAUUUCAUUUCUUUUUCAGCCAUCUUUAGCAAAAGUGAACACUACAGAGCGUUUGGCAGAGCUGCGAAAAUUAAUGCAGAGAGAAGGAGUUCAGGCGUACAUCGUUCCAUCGGUCGAUCAACACAUGGUAAUUUAAGCCACAUUCACACGGCUCCUGACGAAUUUUCGACCGUUUGAAAAUAUGUGCUAUUAGUUGUUCCGUUCACACUGAACCACCUUAACUGUGAAAAAUUUAGACGCCUAGCCGUUCAAAGUUCCAUAUGAACAGAGAGAAAAAUUUAAUUAAACGAUCUCGUGUGAACGAAAGUGUCCGGUCAAAUUUUUCAACCGGUCGAAAAUUUGUGCGGUACCAUGUGACGGCAUAGCUUUCCUCAUUCCCAGACGCCACGUGAAGCGCGGUUAAUAGAAGCGUAGAGCUUCAUACCUCACAUUAUCCUUCCCACACGUCAACACGCGCAUCGCUUGAGAGUAAUGAGAAAUGCUUAGUGACGAGGUGUGAGGCUUGUUUUUAUAUAUGUAUAUUUUGCACCGCAUACCGACUUGUUUGCAUGUGAAACAAAGUAGCUAUAAAUUAGUUAUCGCACCAAAGAGUUAAUUUAAAAGUUAAUUAUAUCUGAUGAGAACUAAUGUUAUUUUGGUGUGUUUUCUCUGAACACAGAGUGAAUAUGUCGCUCCACAUUUUCAACGCCGCCAGUAUAUAUCCGGUUUUACAGGCUCCAACGGCAAGUCAUAGCUUUCUGUUUUAAGUUGUAUUCUCUGAAAAGUUGCCUUUCUGGAUCUGUAAAAAGUAUUGAAGUUACUCGUUAUUCUCAUUUCCCAAGAUUUACUGUACUCUCUGAUAACCUCUCAGGGUGGUGGAAAGAAGCAUUCCUAGGCGAUAUAUCCCGCCAGCCAUGCAGGCUAACUCUACAGUCAAAUACCAAAAGCCCAAAAAUGGCCAGUUUAUAAAUCAGUUCUGCUUUAUUCCUCGUAGGUGACGCAGUGAUUACUAUGAACAAGGCUGGCAUGUGGACAGAUGGUCGGUAUUUUCUUCAAGCCGAGAUGCAAAUGGACGAUAACUGGACAUUAAUGAAGAUGGGUUGGAUAUUUCUUACGUCUCGCUAUAUAUUCUCCUUUCUAUUAAAUAACCAGUAAAAAAUGUAACUUAUGUAGUAAGACGAGGUUAUUUUAGAAGAGCACUAACACUAUCCAGGGACAAUACCUCCUGAAUAAGUGAGAACUUAAACGUGCUAGGUGUACGUUUAACUUCUCCUACCAUUAAAAAGUUCGUAACACCAAUCAGAAGGAUGAACUUUGAUACAUGUAAUUGUUAUCUAUGUUGUACCAACCAAGCUAGGGGCCAGGCAAGCUCUAAGUUUUCAAGAAUAAAUAAAGUAUGAGUAUGAGUUUACUUUCGAAAUGAUGAGGCCAAAAAAGCCCCAGUGAUAUGCAGUCGUAAAAAAAAAUACUCCUUCGUAACCUUACUGCUGAUUUUCUAUUCCACCUAUACUGCCCUUUGACUGCUCUGUUAAGCUGGACGUGCCCUUAGUAAAACUUGUUGCAGUCAAAGAAUGUCAUACUAGAAUUAUUAAUUGCAAAUCAAUUUUUUUAGGUACUCCUGUCACUCCAACCCAAGCUGAGUGGCUGGCAAAGGUCAGAUGAAUUUCUCAUUGGGGGUAUUGCCUACUAGCAGAGGCUUCUUUUCCCUGGUAUUCUUCGGGCGGGAGGAAAAGCCCUCUGAAUACCAGGGAAAAGGGGCCUUUGCUGAUGCAACCUGGUCCCGGGGCCUAACUUCCCUUGAAAAGUUUCAAGGGAAUGGCUCCAGGAACCUGGGGUCUGUUUCUCGAAAGUCCCGGUAACUUCUCGGGCCGAAGGCAAUUUUUAAAAUCAAAACCUUUUGAAUAGUAGCACAGUUGCUAGCUCACAAGCUGGUCGAUUUUACUUCGUUAAACUGAUAGCCGUUUCAUUGUAUCAUUUUCAAAAUUUUCGAAACUUCGAUCUUUAAUGGAAACACGGCAAACAUAAAACAACUUUUCGGGCACGAAAAGUUCCCGGGACUUUCGAGAAACAGACCCCAGACUGGUGACCGGCUUAUUUCUCUUGUUUUGUACAACUUUGGGCUAAAGGCACUUCCAGGGUUACAACACUGAUCUUAAAGAACAGCUGAGAUUUGGUGGGCUUUCUUAGCAAAUUAAUUUUCACUAAUGCUUUAUGCAUGUACCCUCUAACAUGGGAAGUAUUUACUUACUUUAGUAACCUCCCUAUUUUUCAUUAGGCACUCUCUAGCGGCCAGACAGUUGGCGUUGAUGGCCGUCUCAUGUCCAUCAGUAAGUACAUACAAGAAAAAAUGUAAUAUUCAGCGUGUCAGAGUCCGUUUUUUCGGCAUAGGAAUUUAUGUCUUGCCGAAACCUUUUCCCCCCUGCCCACCAAAAAAAACAGUAAGUGACGCCAUUUUCACUUGUACCAGAUGACCUUCAGUUCCCUCAGGUUGAAAAUCAUACAGUAAAGACCAUUAAUGUACACAUAAAGUGCCAGCAGUUUUGCAAGAUUUGUGACAUUUCUAGGGAGUGCGACUUCGACGGCGUCGGAAACGUUUGUGUUUUUUUUUUUUCAAUCUUCAUAGCGGUUAUUCCAACUCACUUACUUUCUCAACUGAAGGCGAACUCUCCUGGAGCUGAAAUCCCCAGUUCAGAAACAGGAAGAAAAUUUCGUCGCCGUUUGUUUACGUCCUCCAUAUAACGUGAAAUUAAGCGUCCUUACGUUGUAGUUGUGCAGUGAUGGCAAAAGGAAUGUACAAAAAAGUGUGCUACACUUGCAAAGUUGUUGUUCUGCUCAUUAACUUAAAGCCUGCCAACUGCAUGCUUUCCUGACGUGGUUGCCGUCAUACUCUCUUUGUGUCUGACGCUCCUUGUAAACGUUUUACUUUGUACUGGGUUGGGCUGUGUCGAUCCCUUCGAACGUGAAUUGACAACAUGAUCGGACCGGGAGUAUGCCGGCUGAUCUACGCAUCCUGGCGCAUGCUUCUGGUUCGGAAACCUCCACGCGUUGAGGAACUAUCUGACUGAAAAGAACUUACUUUAAUUAAUACUAAGGAGACCAGGAAAGGUGGACAAAUAUGAACAAAAUAAUGCCUCCAUUAAAUGUUGUAAGUAUAGGUUGUGAUUACAAUGAGCGCUUUAACUAUCGUUCAUUUCAAUCUUAAACUUUUGCAGCUGCCUUUGAGAGCAUGUCUCAGGUGAGGAAAUGUCAGCUAUAUUUUUAUAACUGGAUCGCAUUCAAUUUCCAAAAUAUUUGCAAACCCUAGUUUUAUUUUCACCGCAAGAAAUUAUUUUAUAGUAAAUUUCUUGGAAGUUUUAGAAGUAAUUUUUUAAGGACAAGUUGCAUCAAAGAGCACUUCAUUAUAUUGUUGUAGUUACAAAUAAGAAGACACAGUAGCGCCGUUUAUACGAGGAAAACUAACCCCUUGUCUUAUAUAAGACGCGUCCUAAAUAAGAGGUAAACUAUCCAGCAUAAACGGCACAUUCCGUUUGAAAUUUAGCGAAGACGCGUCUUAUCUAAGAACAGCCCCUAACACCUGUUCUUCGGUAAGACGCGUCUUUCACGUCUUAGCUAAGUCGCGUCUUAAUGUGCCGUUCAUAGGCGACAGGUUUCUUCUUAUUUAUAUUAGGACGCGUCUAAUGAAAUACGUCUUAGUUUUCCUCGUAUAAAUAGCCCUAAUGUCUUUAAUUUAUAAUGACCAUCAAAAGUCCAUCGGAUCCUGAAGAAAUUCUCCAACGAUUGCAAAGCGUAUGCACGUGUAAGCAGUUGGUGACGGGUGAAUUUAGGGAAUAUUUUCACGAGUUUACCAUGUGAUUAGCUAUUAAUACAAAAUCACGGGUGACAAAUUAGGCUCACAAGUCAAUCGUGUAUUUUUUUUGUAAUUACUUGUUUAUGACGAAUCGAGAACCCCACACACUGAAACGUUUGGAGCGUAAAUUUUGGCUUAAGUUGACAAGUUUUUAAUUUUUCGACAAAAUACCUGUUAGAAUCCUUCUCGAUGUGCUCUUUCGUCUGGUUAGGUUUUCUAAAUCGUCUUUUAAUGCUCUGACGUCUUCAUUCAUAACAUUUUAAAAUUUGGACGCAAUCUUGGCUCUGAGACGUACGAAACUUUGCCACCAGAUUGCAAUUUUGUAAUUUCACAUGUUAAGGCUAUUAUACUACUACGUGAGAAAUUUCUGCAAUUUGAUUGGCUUAGAGCAGUGGUAUUUCAGCUUAAUUUGAAAUAACUACAAGUGAAAAUUACAAACCUUUAGUGUGUAGUAGUAUAAACAAAUAAUAGCAAGAUUUGUACGUUAUAUUUUUGAAAUAUCACUCGUGGUAUUUAUGCCAAAUAUCACUACAAAUCAUGCUAUUACCUAUAAAACUUUCGCGCCAAAAUUAAAGGAUUCAGAAUCUGUCACCCAUGUUAUUAUGCAUUUUUAAUAUUGUUAGCUGCCAUGCUGGAUCUAGUCGUCUUACGUCAAAUUGGCGGGAAAAUCACAAACUCGUUCCCAAGGUAUUAGACUGGGAAACUCAAAACGAGAAACAAUUACCCGAACGAAACUCGAUAACGUACUGAAUAUGUAAAGCAAAAUACAUUUAAUCGUUCGAAAAAUACUAAUUAAAGUUUCGUAUGAUUUGCUUUUAGGAGCUCCAAAAGUCAAGUAUAACGUUGAAAUCUGUUGGCGAGAACCUGGUUGACGAAAUAUGGACCGCUGGUAGACCGCCUUUGAGUAAUGCUACCAUAUUUCCUCUGGAAAUGAAAUUCACAGGUUUGUGCUAAUACUAAAAACGCCAGACACACCAAACGGAGCCUAGCAGUUGAAUGGUAUCGGAAGCUCGUUAGGUGUGUCAAUAAAUUUAAAACAUGUCCUUGAACUUCACGAGUUUUCGGUGCACAAAAUUUUCCCACUGGAGGCAAACUCACGCAUGCGUAUAUCCAUCUGGGAUCUGGAAUACCGUAUAAGGGUAAUUUCUGCGGCACAAAUACUCAACGCGUUGAUGAACAGACUCCAUCCCAUUCCAUCCAUUCCUAGACUGCGAGCAGUAUCUUAUCACAGUACUUUGAGAGCACACGUGAAGAGCGAGCGGAGAAGCCGCGAGGAACGAGAGUGGAAACUCUCCCUCCAUCCGAAUCUCUCUUCCUUUUUACCAUUAAUUUGCAUUAUUUUACUUUUUCGCUCCCCGCGCGUGGCCCUGAGGCAAAAAAAGAACGAGCCACCAUUCGCGGUCUAAGUCAUUUCUUAGGCUUUUUAAAAUAGAAAGAAAGAAAGAAAAUCUGUGAAAUUGCAUAUUAUUGACUUUCUGGGUAGAACUGACUUGUUCCAUACUUGAUAUAACCGCAUGAUAUUUCUGUGUUCUUGUGUUGGUGUUUAUAUUUAUAUUUGCAUCUGCUGGCAUUGGCAGCGUUUUUAAGUGGAGUUGUUUGAUAUCACGUAAUGCAGUACCAAGAGCCACAUAUAAUGGGACCUUUAUUUUUUAAAAAAUUGUAUUAAAUUGACAGACUGAUUAGCUGUCGUCAUUUUGGGAAAAACAAUUUCACUUUUCCCUUAAAGUUGCUGGAAAGAAUAUUGAUGAUUCUUUAAAUUUACACGUAGAGCGAAUGCAUUGAAUUUUUUUUUCCGUUUUCAAUUAUUGCACAGGCAAAAGCUCGCAGGACAAAAUAAAAGAGCUUCGCCAUGAAAUGUCCGCAAACCAGGCCUCUGCUGUGGUUGUUUACAAACUUGACGAAGUUGCUUGUAAGUAAAUUUCUUUGUUUGUUUGUUUUUCUUUUUUGGCUUUCUGCAAUGUCAAUUCGGCAUCAGGAUACGAUUUCCGUUCGGACAAAGUUUAUUGGCUGUCCUACAAAGGAAGUAACUCUUAUCAGUACUUUGAACUUUUUGCUUAAACUGGACACUGUUGGGAACCACUUCGCGAGUGACUUAGAGGACCUCUGUAUCAUUCCCCAGCAAAGCUGGAGCGAAAUGAGAGAAACGGACUUCAAGUGUAAAUUUUACUGCUUACUUAGAAGUCAAAUUGGCUAAGGCCACUAUGUUUUGAAUGAUUUUGCUUCUUUCCUUUAGAUUUAAACUACAAAUUGAUAAAAGAAAAGCUUUUUUUUAUUGACAAGAUCUUGACCAUCCAUUUGAAAAAAAUAUAUAGACGAUCCACAGAUUGAGAUAGACGUGAAAAACAGCGGACCGCAGUUUUGCAAGUUUACGUAAAAGCUGUUCGCGCUUCCUUUUGGCUUUUCUUCACUGAGAAUUCCGUUUUCAUCGUUUAGAAUUGCAUGACGUGCCUUGAUUGUUAUUCACAAUAUCGCUGUUAGCCUUGGACCAGGCCCCAGGCCCCCAAAAAGUAUCCUCGUCCCAGGCUAUAUCACUUUAAGUCUCGCGUCAGUUAUAUUUGAACUUUCAAAGUUACAUACACGUGUAGUAAAAUUUAAUUUAUUUUUUUUCUGCCUUGUAGGGCUGUUGAACUUAAGAGGAGAUGAUGUGCCCUUCAAUCCUUUCUUUUUUGCCUUUGUCAUUGUCGCUGCAAGCGAUGUAAAGUAAGUACUUUUGCUUGGGCAAGCGAUAAACAGAUUUUUCUUUACUGCUUGCAUCCAUAACUUGCAUUUCAGUCGAUUGCCUAGGGAACACAUGAAAAUUCAUGGAAAUACUGAACGGUAGCUUAGCCUAUAAAUACGCCUGAAUUUCAGGCUAACCCAUCCACUCUUCUGUGAAAGGGUUGUUUUACUGACGUAAAUAGCUUGUCCCACAGCGAGUCAGUUAGUCCGUUGUUCGGUCAGUAAACUCGCCAGUCACUUACCUAGUACUGACGUAAUAUCUAGUACGGCCACUUUUUCGUUUUUAUCAUCGGCCAAAUUUAACGUAUAAUUUAUCCUUUCCUGACAGAGUUUACGUCGAUGAUGCAAAGUUAACUGAUAAAGCGAAGGAACAUCUGAGCUCCGCUAAAGUGUUCCCUUACAACACUACCAAGUUUAUUGACGAUAUUAAAGCAGAAGGAACUAAACAGAGCGCAAAAAUUUGGGUAAACUUUACGAACCUUAUAGUCGUCGGUUAUUAGCAUAGCCUCCCACGCAGAAAUUUUGGGAGAAGGAACGCUGCAUGACGGAAUUUCUAAGAACGUCUGCCUAGGAAGCUAUAUUUAGCAGGGAUUUUCAAACAGCUUACAAACUAAGUAAAACGGGUACGUAGCAGUCCUGUCAUUGACAACGAGGGCCUGGAAAAAAAGCUUUACAGGAAGUAGACAAGAUACGGCCGAUAUUAAGUCUCGCGGCUUUCGUUCGGCAGAGCUUACAGCUCUACUAAAUGAAUUAACUGUACGGUGGUCGAUGAUGCAAAGCAGAAAUUCGCUUUUUAGGUAACAGGCAGACGCUUUUAUCGACGCAUGUCAACCGGAUGUGGAAGUUUUGCAUCCUUGGCAGGAGCCGCUCCUGAUCCUUGGGCACUGAUUUUACGCAAAUUUUCUGAAAAAUGUCUUUAUUUUCAAGUACGUGCGAGCAGUCAAACAAAAGGUCUGAAAAGAGGCUGAAAUCAGAGAGCGAGACUGGGGAGAGACAGUUUGUUUUCUCUUGCCUAGGGCGCGUGAGGCUCGCGCGCUUCGCGCGCGUAAGACUAUUACGCGACGCUUUACCGAUUUCUUUACUGAUUUUGAGAAAAAAAACCGACUGUUUUGCAGUCUACUGUAAAAGUUGCCUUACGAAUUAUUUUCUUUGUAAAUUUAAACAGUUGAGCCAGUAUGCAAGUUAUGCCAUGAAAGAAGCAGUACCACAGGUAGGAAACUAAUGUUUUAAAAAACACUUCAGAAACACUCUUCGCGAGUGGUUGACGCUUCCGAAUCAAUAAAUUGUAUGAACGAUUGAAGAUUCAGCUGUUUGGACCGGAUAGUACGCAGCUUUCUAGCGUUUGGACAUGAUUUUAUCUUUAUCACCGACAAUUUCGUCAAAGUUUCACACAUCUUUUAGAAGCGUCCGGAUCCCUUCAUCAGUGACCAGUUUGCCAUUAUUCGCAGCCUCGUUUUGAUGUGGUAAAAAUUGUUCCAUAAAUUGGGAGGAAGAUGGUAGCCCCGAACACACCGGGUUCAUUGCCGAUCGCCGUGUAUGACUGCUUAUUAUAUGGCCUCUUAUAUCUUGCGUGAAGGCAGAUGUUUUCCUGGCCAGUAAUUGUUACACUGGCCCAGUCUAUGGUGUGACUUACGUCCUAAUAGCCUGUUGAGACACAGCAGACAUGAGAUAACAGACUUGUACCGAUUUCCGGUGUUCAUUUAGUCUAGUGCCCAGUUCCCCUCUCUUCUACCGAUGUACUCUAACUCACAACACCUCACGUACUUUUGAUAUUGUAAAUGUCCCCACAUUUCUCCCCAACCACGAACUCAUCCAAGCUGUAUUAUAUUAUACUUGGGCGAAAAAGAGAAACGUUACAUGAUGGUCAAGGAGGAAACAAACACUAGGUUUUAUCACGUUACUUCCAAACAACACAUAGCUUUUGUGUAUAAUCAGAAGCUUUCUGAUACUGAUAUUGUAGAUUCAUUUGGAAGAAUGGCUAUUAAUUUUGACUUUGUUCUUAAUAACGUACAGGGAAAGUUGCUUUCAAAGGACUCUCCCAUAGCACUGCCAAAAUCGGUUAAAAAUCCUACGGAAAUCGAGGGAAUGAAGAAAGCUCAUGUAAGUAUAAUGUAUAUCUCUUUAAUAAUCAAAUCGAAGGUUCUUUGUUCGUGAACGUGAAGAGUUAACCGUUUUUAGUAAGUCUAGAAUUUGUAAAAAUUGUUUUGAAUUAGUGAGCAUCUCAGUCCAUCAGGGGAGCAUUCGUUGAUAACAUUUUUUUCUAGAACGGCUUGGGAAAAUGUUUUGGGGAGUAUUCUGUCGUUUUGGUUUUAAUGAUUUGUGACUUUUGUGAAAUAAAGAGAACUUUACCGGUUACCUGCUGCGUAACAUGAGAGACAAAAUACGAUGUAAUUCGUAUUAAAACUGUGAGUUAUUUCUUUGUGAUCGUAGCUCAAAGAUAGCACGGCAAUGGUGGAAUUCUUCUACUGGCUGAAAAAUGAGGUGGGAUGAGAUUUUUAUUUGAAUUUUCUUUUUCUUUUUUUCUUACGUUUAUCUUAGGGUGUUUGACAGAUUUUUGGAAAAUCUUUUCUCCCUCACAGUGGGGCCCAAAAAUGCCAUGUCCGUUAGAAUUGAUGACACCACAAGUGGAACAAGUGACGUCGUGUCACACGAGGUGGCGGCGGUGGAAACAAGAUUGCGUUAACAGUACAGUUGAUGCACUCAUGACCGACUCUUAAAGUGGACUAGUAAAAAUCACAUUUGUAAAAUAAAAAUUGCCGUCUUGACCGUUAGAAAUAACUGAGCGCCAUUGAUAGAAGCUUUAAGACUGGGAUUAAGAUUGGGUGAAGUUAAAAUUUAAACAUUGUUAUUUAUUCCCAAGGUUCCUAAAGGAAGUAAAGAUCUUACAGAAAUGUCAGCAGCAGCAAAACUGGAGGAAUUUAAAAGGUGAGCCUUAAAAACGCGCCUCGAGAGAAUAGACCUGUUUAAACACUAACAGAAAUCGAGAGUAAUCAGGCAGUUUUUAGGGAUUUUUUCGUCUUGCAUUGACGCAAAAUCGUUAACGUUAAAUAAGUUUCAACUCGGGUUUGGCUUGAGUGUGGUCGAAAAAUACUUUUCUAUUGGGAGGAUAGCCUGAGUAUCCUUUGAUUAAUGCGGGUUUCAAAGAUGCCAAUUCGGCAAAAGAACCGCUGUCUAUUUACUAUAGACUGUUAUAAAAAAUUUGUGAAGAGUGAUGCUAACUAACAAUGUUGCUAAUGUGUGUUUCUCCGUCCAUUUUUUUUUUUUUCAUUCAGCAAGCAGGAUUUGUACAUGGGAGCAAGUUUUGACACUAUCGCUGGGUUUGGCCCUAAUGGAGCUAUUAUACAUUACAGGUGAAAAUCAUUCGAACACGUGUAACUGUCCGGCGGGUAAUUAUAUAACCCAUACCUAAUCUUGCGCCCAUCCCUCCCGCGGUCAGGCCAAACCUACAGACAGAUGCCAGUGACAUCUGGGUGCGAAAGUGACCAAACCAGGAGCGUGAACUCGAAGAGAUACAUACACACCUUAUCCUUAGCCCUGGCAAGUGGCUACAACACUUACUCAACAAAAAGUCCUGUCCUACAACGUUAAGGCGUCCAAGGAGCUACUGCAACGAAGGCAGCAAGAACGGCAUGAACAAAAUAGUAAUUAAAUUUAAAAUGUUUAUUUGUGAUUAAGUGAAAACAGGGGAAUUCGGGGUUGGAAUUGGUACAAGUUUCUUUCUAUUAAUAUCCUUUCCGCUUAUUUUAUUUGCAGGCCAGAAGAACACUCGAACUUACAGAUAACCGAUAAAAGCACUUUCCUUGUUGACAGUGGAUCACAGUUUAAGUGAGUUUUCAGUAAUCAUUUCGUCAUGGUACAGAAUGUGUAAGUUAAGAUUUCUACAUUUGAAGUUAUUCUGGAUUUAACCGCGAAACAUACCCGCUGCGCGGAGUGAAAUCCCUCUCAAGCCACAAGUGGUAACUCAGGCAAGAUAUAAAACGAGCUUAAGAGACUGUACCAUUUUUGGGUUGUAGAACUAAAGGUAGCACUUUUUAUCAAGGCCCCCAACGCAGACGCUGAUAUAAACUUCGUCAUGCGUGUCCCCGCCACCAAUCCCGGUGGGAGCAACACCUCACGCAGCCAUUAUCAGGAAACCUUGGGUAAACCAGGCUUACCAAGCUUUUAACCCAGGCCUACCAGGAAAUGCUGAGAGUACCAGGCUAUCCAAGCGUUUCUGGUUUCGAUUUUCCAGUUGAAAACUGAAAACUUCAACCAGGCUUACCUUGAAAACUUGAUAAAGCCAGGCUUUGAAGUUUAGUUAACUUGGAAAGUCUGGUUCUAUCAUUGUUUACCAGGCUUACCAGGCUUUUAACCAGACAGUGCAAGCGGUCAGAACGUUCACGUGGGGGGCUACUUGUUCGGAGUUAGUAGGGAAUCCACACACACUUUUAUACCAUUGAAGACCAUUGAUCAAAUUUCUUCAAAAAGAACAUAUUACGUGCAUAGGUAACUUGUAAUUAGAUAUUGACGUCUUUUCUAAACUACAUCAAAGGGAUGGAACUACAGACACAACUCGCACGGUCCAUUUUGGAACACCGACAGAAGAGCAAAAGGUAAAUCACAAUUAUUUUACCACGCUUAUCUCAUUAGUUCCAUCCUAUCAGUUAGGUGUUGAUGAGUUUGAAGUAACAGAGAGGUUUAGAAUCACGUUAACGUCAAACAGAAAACGCCCGAUUCGGGUUGACAAUUUCUUAAAUUAGCACAAUGAGCAGAUGUACAUUUUGUAAAACUGGCAUGCAACUACUUAUACAAUAAACGAAAAAUAAAGGGGCGUCAAACAAGAGUCAGAGUGUUUCAUCCGAAAUCCAUAGACUGAGAAGUGGGCUGAAAUAACCAGAGGAAAAGCCGAGUUUUCAGGACUGACUUUGAGAUGUCUGGAUGUCUGAUAAAACACUGAUUAAAGUGCUUGAUUAAAAAGCUAUUCAAAUGAACAAUAAUUCUUCGAGAAAGUAAAAGGCCAGUGAUGAAAUAUUAACAAGCUUUUGAAAAAUACCGUAACUAAAAUAUUGCAUUGUCUCUUUCUUGCAUUCAGGAUGCUUACACGCGUGUUUUAAAAGGUCAGAUUGAUCUCGCACUGACUGUAUUCCCAAAUACUACGCAAGGUACGUAGUAAGAAUUAAAAGAAUAAGAUGUAUAAGCUAAUACAACGUUUUUAAGCUCCGCGUGCAAGUGUAACCAACAUUUUGAAUCAACAAGAUUGUUUUGUUGUUAUUGGUAGGUCGUUUCCUGGAUCCUAUUGCUCGCAAAGAAUUGUGGAGAAAUGGACUGGACUACAGGCACGGGACUGGUCAUGGUAUUGGCAUGUUUCUUAGCGUACAUGAAGGUGAGUUCAAAAUCUUUACAAAAUGGGGGUCCAUAGAGUGAAAUAUUUAUUAAGAGCUAGAGGCUGAUUGGGGUGAUUUACCACAGAAAAAAUGCACUUGCAUGAAUCAUGAUGAGAUAAGGUGAACGCGAUACCAUAUGUUAUGCGAUAUGACGUGACGCGAUGCAACCCUUCCCAGCCUUACACCUUUUGGUGACUUGCUGAUCCAGUAACAACAUCUUACCUAACUUAAUCAUGUUGCUUGGUUACUUUUGUUGCUCAAUUACCAAGUUUUUUCAUCGUUCUGUAGGUCCACAGAGAAUUGCGGGUGGUUGUCCUAAAUCUUAUGAAAGGCCAAUCGUUCCUGGAAUGUUCCAGUCCGAUGGUAAGCUUAUGAGGGUUCAAGCCCAAACUAACUGCACCUUGUCUCUUCCUAAUCAAGGGAGAAACGCCUGGAUUGUGCACGCGGCAAGGCUCGUCUGAAACUUCGGUAUUUUUCAUCUUUGGGUUCCAAAACAGUAAAUUUCAUAGUUCAAUAGAUUUUUAUAAAGAAACCUCCUUUUAAAUUGUAUUUUAUCACCUAAUUAACUUGUACCACGAGUUUGUAAUUAGUACAAAUAAGAAAUAUAUAUCGAUGGUCUACUUUUAUCGUAAAUGAAUCAAACUAUUUAUCCUGUUUUUAGUCCAUCCACCUUGUGCCUGCAGGGUGUUCACUAGGUAUCGGAGAUCGGAGAAUUCUCCGUUUACUUUGAAAAAUUCUCCGGCUAACGUUCGGUAGCCUGUGACUUUUUUUAUUCAGAUGAGGAGCUUCUUUAAUAAUAUUCUCCUGUAACGUUACACCUUGCUCCUGCAUGCUACUAGAAUCCUUAAUAAAAACCCUGCUCACCCGGAGAACAACAUUAAAAAACAACAACAACAACGUGUAAAAGUGAAGUCUGAUUAUUUUUGCUACUUGCUUUUACACAGAACCCGGGUAUUAUAAGGAUGGUAGUUUCGGAGUGAGAUUGGAAAAUAUAGUUCUUGCUGUGCCUGCUAAAACUGAGGUGAGAAUUUAUUGUCGGCUAGCGUCAAAUUAUCGGUGUGCUAUCCUCUCAGUAUAUUUACUUUUUUUGCCGUGACCGGCACGAAAAAAGUUUUCAAAACAAUAGGCUCUUUCAUCUGUUGAAAAAUGGCUUUUUCAAAACUAAGUUUAAACCUGUAAUAAUGAAGAUCAUUUAAAAAUUUUAAAAUACAAUGUCUGAAUAAAGUAUACAUUAAAAUAAAUGAAAAUGCAUAAACAUUAAUUGAAAGUAAAGUUUCUGAAAACAAAUGGCUAUCUGCAGCAGAUAUUGCAUUUAUCAUGUCAUUAUAAUUGACCAUCCAAAUCCAAUGGCUGAGUGAAAUGCAGUGGAAAGGCUGGACCUGUUGAGCCAGACAAAUCAAGUCUGUGGAUUUGGAUUUGUUUCUUUAGACUCAGUUAUUUUGAUCGUACUGACUUGCAAUUGUUUGCCAUUUUCAUGGCCAAGAAAUUGGUUGGUCCACGGUGUGUGCAAAUAGUAAGCAAAAGGUUAGUUAGCCAAAUAUCAUGCAGUAUUGUGAAAUGUUUAGUGUACUAGUGCUUGGAUAUACGUUGUGUUUCAAAUUAACAGGACUUAGGAAAUGGGCACUUGUAAGCACUGAAAACACCUGCCUUUUCACACUUGCUCGAGGUCAUUUACUCGAGGUCGACACUUCAGAGACAUAUCUCAUUACAAUUGCUGAAAAUAACAUUUCGGAGCCUCCAAAGGCUUGAAAAUUUUCUGGGGGAGGAUACCCCCACACCCCCCUACAAGGCUCCCCUACAAGGCUCGUGCCUUCGGCACUCGCCAUAAUGCCUCACCGUUACAAAUCACCUAGCUACGGCCCUGUGAUUAUCUUCUGUACCCUAGUGGCACAGGUUCCUGAAUGAAAUUAGCCAUGCGUCUAUCUUCGCAAAGAUAAUGAGCAAAGUACAAGCCAAGUGUUAUGCACGCUAUGAUACUGAAUCAUAACCAGAAUCAGAACUGAGUUUUAUUAUCCAUUAUUUUCUCAGAACACAUUUAAUGAUGUGGAAUACGUGACAUUUGAAUCAGUGUCCCUUGUAAGUAGACAAAAUUUUGAAAAUAAGAAUUGGUUGGUUGGUAGUAAUAUGCAAAGUAAUAGGCUGUUAAUCUUAUACCCGGAUCCCGGCGUGCGUGUUAUUUCGGGGAGGUGGUUAUGUGUUUGAUGGAUCGAGAUUAGUUGAGUUGACGAGAUCAGUUAAGAAGUUAUCUUUCCUUUUCGAGAUAUUAAGCUCUCACUUAAACCUGAACACCCUCACCCUUUUUAUAGGUUUUUCAGACUCAUUAAUAAAAGUGUGGUGGCAGGGUAUUGAAAAUUAAGUAUAACUUCUUCAACCAAUUAAUUUUAAGAUCAGUAAAAGCGCAGUUGGUCAGUCCAUUGGACAGAAAGGGAAAGAAGCAAAAGUAGAGCAAGAAAAACGCAGAUGGACAACGAAACGUAACUUAUUUCAAGGCUCCCUCACUUCGUUGCUUGAUUCCACUUCUGCCACGUGCAUGACUACAUGACCAGCUCCAAUUACCAAGUCUGAAGUGUCAAAUCUAGUGGCGAACGUAUUAGUUCUUUCGCUUGCACUACGUCAAGACUUGUGCCGCAUGAAGAAAACUGAGAGUAACUCGGGGAAAUUUAACCUAUCACCAAGGAGAACCAAAAUACAUUGUUUAAGAGGACAUUAUUUUGUUUCUCUCUUUUUUUCAAAUCUGUCAGAUGUUGUGACGGGUUUCUAGCCGAAAAGCCCAUAGGGUUUUAUUGAGAGCUCUUGCUCCACUCGAUGGUCCAUAAGAAUAUCAUAUCAUGAUCGUGUUUAAGAGGGAUGACCGGUUGAUUGAUUGAUUGAUUUAGGAUAAUGCAGUAUAGCUACUACAUUUGAAAAUUAGGCCUCUUGGUACCAGCAUGGCUGGCUCACUUUUAUUUGGUUGACUUUUUUACGGCAGGUGCCAUACUGGAAGAAUCUGAUCAACCUGGACAUCAUGACUUCCACGGAGGUAUCAAUAAAACAUGUGGUAGCAGACACAUUAUUGUUCUUGUAUGGCUACAAUAAAAAGCGCGCUCUGAUUGGCUGUUUUCUUCUAAUGACCGGGCACUACUAGCUAGGUGCCCGAGGCAAAUACAAUCUGUGUUUAACUUGAUAGUGAAUAUGGUCAAUUGACAGCUGUCAAAAAGGUAUCCACUGACCAGUGUCACCUGACCAUAUCGCGGGCUCAAGUGUACAACUCAUUGAGGUCACUUGUUUUUUAAAAAGUUAUCCGCUGACCAGUUAUUGGUUUUAAUUCAUCUCUGGAUCAGGUCCAUAAUGAAAUUAGCUAUUCAAACCUCGGCCUUGAUGUAUUGACCUCGCGAUCGUUGUUAAAUACAUCAAGGCCUCAGUCUGAGAUUUCAGCCUCGGUUAAUAAGUAGUAUGUAAUCUUAAUUUAGAGGGGCUAUGUCACGGGGAUGGCUUGGUCAAUUCUGUGCUGAAGUCAUUACUUAGUCCCGGGCUUUACGCGGCAAACAUAAAAUGCUCCUAUUGCUGGUUUUCAGUGUCAUGCCAUUCAAAAUAGAUCGAAAUAAAAAUCAAAACCGUUCAAUAGAUAAAGUCUAGAAUCUGAGAAAUUAAAUGGAGGUAAAUAUGCAACGACUCUCGCCAAGAUUCAGGUCGGAGGAAUUUUUCGUAUACGAGAUAUCCCCGGUGCUCACCUGGAUGAGCUCCAACAUGGCGGACCGAAACCAACAGAAACAUCUGUUACCGAGUUUUGCUACAAAAGUGUGAAUUCAUUCUGUGAAGAGAUAAUUUAUUGUUAUUCAGUUAUUUUGCUUUCGCUGAUAAAAAUAUGAAAAGCCAAUGUAGGAAUCCUAUAUUCUUUAGUCUUAACUUCUUUUAGCCGUAAACAACCUGUUGAUUUAUUGAGCGUUAACUUAUUUGUCAAGUCAUAAUUGAACUUAGUUUAAAUACCUGUAAAAGCCGUUAUCCACCUGAUAUUUUGGAAGUCAUUUUUUCAAAACAAGCUUACAUAGUCUUGUAGAAAUGAUUGUUGUGCCGACUCGUUGAGUUGUGAUGUAAUCUGUAUCCUUCGCUAGUCACGCUUAAAUACGAGUGCUUUGUAGAAAUUCGGUUACGUCCUGGUUACAUCCAUCAUCUAAAACCAAGAAUAGUCUUGGAUUAAACUUUUUGGACCCAAGUUCUGUUGUGAAAAAGGGUUUCAGCAGGCGUAAAAUUCCGUUUUCCCCAUUUCCCAGAGAAUUUUAGGUUUUUCCCGACCGUCAUUUACCCUUUUGUGAAGGCAAAACCAACAAAAUUCACAAACAUUAAAGUAAUAGUUUUUCUAAUAAUAAAGAUAGAAAAUAUCAAACAAACAGCUUUCGAUCUCUUGGCGUCAUGUAAAUGCAGGGCUUAGAAAUUCAACUAUCAUGAAUUUUUUUGAAGCAAAAAUUUGUAUGAAAAUUAGUUUUCAUUGGUGACGUCAUGUGAAAACCAACAAUUAUAGAGUUUAUAAUAAAGAAGAUAUCAAACAAAUUUCACGGCAGGGAGCACUAACCAUGGUAUUUUUUGAUGAUUUUUGCAGGAAUGGCAUUAAAACUUGAAAAAGUUCAAUCCAUGUCCAUCCUUGCUAUCCGUUAACACAGACAACGGGAAACAGUUUUAAUUCCUAAAGACAGUCUUAAAUAACAAAAUUGGACUCGGUUAUUUUACUUAUUUUUGAAUUCAAUUGAUUGACAGAGACGUAUUAGCUAUUCAAAAAGAUUGCAAGUAGCAUGAUAUAUCCCCGCCUUCAAUUAGUUUUACCGAGCUUUGUAUCGCAGUAUCUUACGAGUCUUACGUGAGCCAUGCAUAUGACACACUUUACGCCACUUGCUGUUUUUUUUUUUUAGAUUGAUUGGUUGAACAAAUACCAUAAAGAUUGCCGCGAGAAAGUUGGCAAGAUGUUGAAAGACCAAGGAAAGCAGGACGUCUACGAUUGGCUGGUGGAAAUCACGAAACCAGUUGAACAAAAAGGAGGAACACCCACUGCAGGAAGUGUUACCUUAACACUCUCCGCGAUUACUUGGAUGUCAGUUGCAGCUAUCAGCAUGUUUUUGUUCUUUUGAGAAACAACCGCUGAGCUUUAGAAUACAAAACUAAAAGUCUAAAUAAACAACUUGAUCGUGUAGCCUUAGCCUUAAAUCUUUCCUCCAAGCUGGUAAAAUGUGAGGAAUGAGGAUUUUGACCUAAUUUAGAGUUUGAAAAUCUAAAUCCGCCCGAUUUUCAAGAAGACGGUCUCUUGACCAGCGCCCCUUCUUGUUCCGACAUUAGCUGCUCAGGAUUUUUACUGUUUAUUUUCUUUUUUUAUAUCCACCUGAAACCCAUUGCUCCGGACUAUAUACUGGACUAUAGACUAUAUUAUACCAAAAAAUAUGUAUGAUUUCUAAAUUUUGAUUUUAGGCGGUUCCUGCAAUUAGGAUUUAAAUGAAACAAUUAAAAUGUAAACUAUAAAAAC
Messenger RNA from Porites lobata, 22096 nucleotides. The record is from the annotation of a GenBank genome assembly. NCBI's taxonomy places the organism in Eukaryota, Metazoa, Cnidaria, Anthozoa, Scleractinia, Poritidae.